This is a messenger RNA of Condylura cristata (star-nosed mole), 2198 nucleotides long. It is a transcript of the gene TMEM119, whose product is annotated as transmembrane protein 119. NCBI's taxonomy places the organism in Eukaryota, Metazoa, Chordata, Mammalia, Eulipotyphla, Talpidae. The record is from RefSeq and is a predicted model, not a curated record. Gene Ontology annotation, biological process: positive regulation of osteoblast proliferation; positive regulation of bone mineralization; positive regulation of osteoblast differentiation. Gene Ontology annotation, cellular component: plasma membrane. The coding region runs from base 87 to 929 and encodes 280 amino acids. The transcript is spliced from 2 exons.
AGAGCAGUGAUCGCCGGGCACCGGGCAGAUUCUCUCGCUCCACCUGGUGGGAGCCGGCCUGCGCGCAGGGGACUGGUGCAGGCAACAUGGUUUCUGCAGUGGCGUCCGGCCUCCUCGUCCCCCUGCUGCUGCUCUGGAGGGCCCUGCCGCUGGCCGCCCACUCUGUGCCCCUGCAGGCCGCCUUCCUGGAGGACCUGGGGGGCAGCGGGGAGGUUGAGGGCUCAUCGGCCUCGUCCCCGAGCCUCCCGCCACCCCGGACCCCCGCCCUCAGUCCCACAUCGGUGGGGCCGCAGCCCACGCCCCUGGCGGGCCCCAGGCCCCCCACCAACUUCCUGGAUGGGAUAGUGGACUUCUUCCGCCAGUACGUGAUGCUCAUCGCCGUGGUGGGCUCCCUGGCGUUCCUGCUCAUGUUCAUCGUCUGCGCCGCCCUCAUCACGCGCCAGAAGCACAAGGCCUCCGCCUACUACCCUUCGUCUUUCCCCAAGAAGAAGUACGUGGACCAGAGUGACCGGGCCGGAGGCCCCCAGGCCUUCAGCGAGGUCCCAGACAGGGUUGCCGACGGCCGGUCCGAGGAGGCCUUGGGUUCCUCUCAGCAGCUCCAGGCCGACAUCCUUGCUGCCACCCAAAACCUCAAGUCUCCGGCCAGAGCGGGCCCAGGCAGUGGCGAGGGAGCCAGGAUGGAGGACAAAUCAGAGGAGGAGGCCAAGGGCGGCCUGGAGGUGGCGCAGGAAGCCCCGGGGCCUGGGGGCGCAGCGGAGAACGCAGCAAUGCCAGAGGAACCCUGCUCGGUGGUGGUGGAGGGGGCGACGGGGGUCGGCGAAGUCCAAGAGGGGCCACGAGGGGCCCCUUCACUAGCCCAGGAAGCUGGGGGGACAGAUGGUCCCCCUGAAAGUCCCUGUGCGUGUAGCAGUGUCACCCCCAGCGUCUAAGUGGCCUCAGGGGCUGCCUGUGCUGACUGUUGAACCCCUCGUGGUCACCCCCCUGGGCAUGGAAAGGACCUCAGUCCUUCGCUGCACCCUAAAACCGCUCCUCAGCUGUCCCCUGCUGCAAGUCCCGGCGCGAGUCCUGAUCCUUCUGCGGUCAGAUAUGCUGCUCUCAGCCCUGGCCCGGAGCCUCUCACCAAGUUGCAGAAAUAGUGGCCCCCACAGCCCCAGAGGGCUACCCACCAAAACAGCUCCUCGUGGAGGUGGGGAUGGCGAGGGGGGUCCCAUCCCAGCCUCCACGGAACACAAAAUCAGCCACGCAGCUGGGAAACGCGCGUCUGGUCCUGUGUCAGCACAACCUCACAAGUUGCCCCUGCAGGCGAAAAGAAGAGCAGAGUAAGCAGGCCUUCACGGGGAGCUUGGGUGCUGGGGGUGCAGGGGGUGCGGACGCAGGAGGCAGAGCGCUGGGCCUGCUUCUGGGAGCCCCGUCCCCCCUGAGCCGGCCAGAGCUACCACAGAAGUGGUCUGGUUAGUCCGUGUUAUGACUUGGUCCUUAAAUGAGCAUCUCCCAAACUGGGUUCCCUGAGGAACUCUGUGGAAGAAAGAUUUUGAGGGCCAAUGAACUGGGGGAACAUGUUUCUCUGCUGCCCACGCCCGCCUGAGAGCACCCAAGACUCUGACCACCCCACAGUGAAGGCCACUGUGGAGUCCGGCUUUGCUAGCCUUUCGCAAACCGCCCUGGAGUGGAGAGCAAUUUUUUAUUUUUGUUGCAGCUACAAUGAAAAUUUGCAGAGCACAAUCUGGAACUAUGUGCCCUAAAUGUUCCCAAGGGUGCCCCCACUGUCUGGUUGGCCCAGGUUAGGCUGUGGGCUGUGGGGUCUCUCCAGGGCCCAAGUGUCUCAGCUCACGGUGAAUUUCUCAUUCUCCGGCGCCUGGGUGGGGUCUGACUCCAGCUGUCCCUACAGCCUGCCCAGCAGCCCAAAGCUCCGGGCUGCUGCCAAGGCCCCGGGCCAUGAGGGUCUGAGGGGGCAGGAGGGGCUCCCUCGCCCAGCCUGGAGUGGGGUCCCUGCUCCCCACCUCCUGCUCACACCUGUUUUCUGGCAGCCGUGUUCACAGCAUUCCUUAGUAGUUGACAAGGGAGCCUGAGCUCCGUCUUGAACUGGGGAGGCUGAUUUGAGGGGUUCUCCUCCUACCCCUCUACCUGCCCUCCCCCCUCCCCAACCUCUGCACAGCUCUCCAGGUGCUGAGAUGCCCGAAGCUCACAAUAAACCUUGA